CCUCCCUCCGCGGCACUGCUGCUUCCAACAACAAGCAGAAGCCAGCAACAUGGCCGACCUAGGAAAGAAGUACUGCGUAAACUGCCUUGCAGACGUUACGAAUCUGCGGCUUCGCUGUACUGACUGCCCAGAUAUCGAACUUUGUCCGGAGUGCUUCUCCGCGGGUGCAGAAAUCGGUAAUCACCGGCGAUGGCACGGUUAUCAGCAAGUCGACGGCGGGCGCUUCACCCUCUGGGGUCCCGAAGCGGAGGGAGGAUGGACUAGCAGGGAAGAGCAGUCGCUCCUCGACGCGAUCGAGCAAUAUGGCUUUGGAAACUGGGAGGACAUGGCCACUCAUGUAGGGGCAUCUCGGACCCCCCAGGAUGUCAUGGACCACUACGUCGGCAUGUACAUCCAUGGCAACCUGGGAAAGGCCUGCGUCCCCGACAGCAUCCCCAACCGGGUGACGGAUCACACCUGCCCCAGCGGCGGCCCCCUGUCCCCCAGCCUCACCACCCCCCUGCCUCCCCUGGACGUGACCCUGGGCGAACAGCAACAGCUGGGCUACAUGCCGCUCCGCGACGACUAUGAGAUGGAGUACGACCAGGAGGCGGAGAAGCUCAUCAGCGGUCUGUCGGUCAACUACGACGAUGAAGACGUGGAGAUCGAGAUGAAGCGCGCGCAUGUGGACAUGUACGUGCGCAAGCUCCGCGAGCGCCAGCGCCGCAAAAAUGUGGCCCGCGACUACAACCUGGUGCCUGUCUUCCUAGGCCGCGACAAGAAGGAGAAGCAAAGCACGCUGGGAGUUGUAGGUGGUGGUGUUGUCGUCGGAGCGGUGGGGAGCCUUCCGACGCCAACCACUCCCGUGGUGACACCGGGAGCUCCAGCUGUCCCGACAGUGCCGAAGCGUAAGAUCCCCAAGGAGGAGAAGGAGCAGCGGGUCAAGUUACGGGGGAUGUGCCAGUUCAUGGCUCAGCGGGAGUUUGAGGACUUGUUCCACAACAUGCACAAAGAGCGCGUUCUGCGCGCCAAAGUACGGGAGCUGCAGCGCUACCGCCGCAACGGCAUCGCGCGACUGGACGAGUCGGCUGAGUACGAGGCGGCGCGGCACAAACGGGAGAAACGCAAGGAGAACAAGAGCGUAGCUACCUCGAAAACGGGCCGGGGUGGAGGGCUCGGCACAGGAGGAGGGCUUGGCGGAGGGACGGGAGGUGGCGGAGUGGGCGGCGGUGUCAUCAAAGAGGAGGGCAAGGAUGGCGAGUUCCCGGCCAUAGAGAACCUGGCGGGCUUCGAGCUGCUGUCGGACCGGGAGAAGGUGCUGUGCAACUCACUUAACCUCAGCCCCACGCGCUACCUGACUGUCAAGACAAUCAUCAUCAAGGACCAUCUGCAGAAGAGCCAGGGCAUUCCCUCCAAGAGCCGGCUGCCCAGCUACCUGGACAAGGUGCUCAAGAAACGCAUCCUCAGCUUCCUCACAGAGAGCGGCUGGAUAUCCCGGGACGCGUCCUAACAAUCCAUUGGGUUUGUAGAGACUGGGACACGUCCUAACCAUCCAUUGGGUUUGUAGAGACUGGGACACGUCCUAACCAUCCAUUGGGUUUGUAGGGACUGGGACACGUCCUAACAAUCCAUUGGGUUUGUAGGGACUGGGACACGUCCUAACCAUCCAUUGGGUUUGUAGGGACUGGGACACGUCCUAACAAUCCAUUGGGUUUGUAGGGACUGGGACACGUCCUAACAAUCCAUUGGGUUUGUAGAGACUGGGACACGUCCUAACAAUCCAUUGGGUUUGUAGGGACUGGGACACGUCCUAACCAUCCAUUGGGUUUGUAGGGACUGGGACACGUCCUAACAAUCCAUUGGGUUUGUAGAGACUGGGACACGUCCUAACAAUCCAUUGGGUUUGUAGAGACUGGGACACGUCCUAACAAUCCAUUGGGUUUGUAGGGACUGGGACACGUCCUAACAAUGUGUAUGGAGUUUGUGGGGACUAAGGAUUGUAGAGGGACAAUGACUCUUGUUCUCUGUUGGAUUGUUGCAACUCUGUGUCUUGUUAUAAACAAUGUGAGAUGUGUCGUAAACUCCAGAUUGGACCAAGCUGAAUUUUACCACCUUUUGUCAAGUUCUGACCCAAGUCGUCGGCCACCGGACUGUUUGUGAAUAUGUACAUUGCAAAAGAUUUUCCCUUUCUUAAAAAAAAAAGUUUGGAUACCAUUUACAGGAGAACGUGGAACAAAUAUAUAUUUUUGUAUUUGAAUCCAUAUGAAUGAUAAUGUAUGGGUAGAUGAUACAUUCUCUUUAUUGCAGUGAAGGAUCACCUAAUACUACUGGGCAAACCAGACAACACUGUUUUUCAAAGCUGUUCUCAAACUAUAAAUAGUUGUGUAGUUUGUCUCCAGCUUCCUUUAAGUAUGGUCCCAGAUCAGUUGGUGCCAUCUUGCCAACUCCUAUGGUCAUUGGCAAGACGAUACAAACAGAUCUGGGACCAGGCUAGCUUCCUUUUAGGUUAGGGUGUUGUCUUGGAGAGCACAGGUUAGUGCCUAUUCAAACAGCAAUACAGUCACACUGUGUUGGAAAGCAGGGGUUAUCAUCAUCAUUCUUACCAUGAAGAGAUGGCCUGCUAAGCAUAGAGGGGUCAGUAUUUGGCAGCUAACGCUUUCAUAAAGCACUGCGGUAAUCCCCAUUAUGACGCUGUAGCUUUGUGGUGUGUCAGGCUCAGAAUGUGGCACUGUGAGGGGAGUAGAUAAGCCUAACUCUUCCAUACUAUUCUGUUCCACACGUUGCACGUUUUCUGAUUCUAGUAGGCUAUUCACUCUACUCGACUUCUAAAGAAAAUAAAAAGCUUUAAAUAUUGGCAUUAACCAAUGACAUGCGAUCCUAAAGCACAAAUCAAAAAUGUUGCAGAUCUAUUUUUUUUCACCAACGGUUAAGUUUGCCUGCCCCUUGUUUGGGGGGGGGGG
Messenger RNA from Salvelinus fontinalis (brook trout), 2939 nucleotides. Its product is annotated as transcriptional adapter 2-beta-like. Gene Ontology annotation, molecular function: zinc ion binding; transcription coactivator activity; chromatin binding. The transcript has 2 exons. Bases 50 to 1489 code for a protein of 479 amino acids. The record is from RefSeq and is a predicted model, not a curated record. Gene Ontology annotation, biological process: chromatin remodeling; regulation of transcription by RNA polymerase II. NCBI's taxonomy places the organism in Eukaryota, Metazoa, Chordata, Actinopteri, Salmoniformes, Salmonidae. Gene Ontology annotation, cellular component: SAGA-type complex; nucleus.